Vollenhovia emeryi is the source of this 4691-nucleotide messenger RNA. Its product is annotated as FGFR1 oncogene partner-like. Lineage: Eukaryota; Metazoa; Arthropoda; Insecta; Hymenoptera; Formicidae. The transcript has 6 exons. Bases 105 to 1592 code for a protein of 495 amino acids. Gene Ontology annotation, biological process: microtubule anchoring. Gene Ontology annotation, cellular component: centrosome. The record is from RefSeq and is a predicted model, not a curated record.
GGCAGUGUCGCUUCCGCGAAAAAGUAGACACGCGAUGGAAAGCGUAAAUAUUUACAUCUCUUGAGUGUUCGUUUCGGCGUAUUUUUUUUUUAAUUUGUAUAAUCAUGAUAGACGGGAACAUCUCGAUGGAGGAGGACACGGAAUUGAGGGACCUGGUGGUGCAGACCCUGGAGAGUAACGGCGUCCUCGCUAAGAUACGGGCGGAACUCAGGGCGAGCGUGUUUCUGGCACUCGAGGAACAGGACUCGGUUAUGAAUCCCGAGCCACUUCUCAACAAAACUGUAAAGCAGUACCUGUCUAAUUCAGAAGGAAAAUUAUUGUUUUCCUUAGUUAGGGAGUUCCUAGAGUACUUUGGUCUCGACUACACAAUAUCUGUAUAUGAUCCAGAAACAUACUUCGGAAAGGAAUAUAACUAUGUAGGGAGAAAUAAAUUGUGCGAAGAGUUAGGUAUCGAUUCAACCGAGCCAUUGCUGGGGGAGAUUCUCAAGAGUAGCAUCAACGGUGCCUUUAAUAGUUCACAGAAGAACAAAUCUAGCAGCAGACACGACGAGGCGGACGAGGCCACGACAAAUUUCGCAAAUGCGACAUUCGAAGUGUCCGUGCCGAAAAUAAUCCACAAUGAAUCCGUGUCGUCGUCAAAUGAUAACGAUUCCUCUGAAAAAUUAGAGAGCAUUUCCGAGCAGAGUCCGAAGGUUCCAAUAAACGUGACAAUAACGGACAAGAAAUGCAAAGAUCCGCCGACUGGUGCCGACGUUGUAACAGACACGUCGGAUUACGAUAAGCAUCAAUCUUCUCUCAGGGAGAGUACAGUGGACACUGAUGGAAUUGAAGGUAACAGGAACAAUAAUGUAAAUUUUGAUAAGAGCACCGCAAAUCCACACGGCACAUGCACGGCGACGAGCGACGUGGCGCAGGAGACUGAUAGCACCGUUACGUCUAAUCAAAUGAGUCCGUUAAACAAAUCCGAAUCCUUAAUUAAGUUCGACGAUACUAUAGUGAUCGACACGCAAGCAAAUCAAAAUGAGGAUGUAUCUAAGCAAAACAGUAUAAAUAGUUUGGAGCUAAGUAUAGAGAAUAAUGUACAAAGUAAAAAACCGGUUAACGCGGGAGGCAACUUCGGCAAAACGAUAUAUUUUGACGAGAUUAUCGUCGGCGGUGAGCGGAAGAACGUUAGUACAAUGAAUAAAGCCGAGCCUUUUCUACAAGGUUUGCCGACCAUCAAUCAGAAAGCCAAUUCUAUAUUUAGCGAUCUGCCACCAUUAAACGGUAAAAAGGCCAACAUUAACGAUCUGAAGGAAUUGAUGGACAUUGGGCUUGCUGCCGAUGGCAUAGAUAACUACGAGGAAGACUUUGUGUCGUCUGCAUCAGGUAGCGCGAACGAGCAAAGCCCCACCAAGGAGCCCGACAAGAUAGACAGUCCUCUCAAGUUACGAACAAUGAAAGAGGAAAAGCCUCAAAGUGCCCGUACCGAAGAUUUAAGCGAAGAAAUCGAGGAAAUGGACGAAAUCUUGAGUAGUACCUCCCUCGAAGAUAUAAAUACGGAUAAGAAUAUAUCAAACUUUGCGACGGGUAUUACCGCGGAUUAUACAUAGAGAAUGUAAUUUUCACUCGUAUCGCUACAGAUCCUUUGUAAGAGUUCUAGCGAGUUGUUCCUCUUGUAUGUAACCUUGAUAAGAUCGAUAUAUCCUAUCACUAGAACGCAGCGGAUAUCUAUGCCGACUACUGUAAGAAUUCAGCAACUCGCCGAGUUGAAUUCAUAGUUUCUGACAAAAGGCACUGCCAAGCUGUGGCUCAAUACUUAUAAGUUGCGCUGCAAGGGAUAUAACAAAAAAACAAAAAAACGUAGAAGGAAAAUGUCUGAAUGCGUGUUACUACAGACGAUACCAUAUUUUUGUACGAUUUGUAAAGAUAAGCGACACUGAAACUGUCAUAGUUUGCAAUAACAAUGCGUAUUGUGAACAAUCGUCAACUUUUUCAUAGAUUAUCCGAGACAUUGCAUAAUUCAGGAAAGCAAUACGAUCGAUAUACUGUCAUUAAUACGAUAUGUAUUGUUUUUUUUUUAAUUAUUUAUACACGCAAAAAGAGUAUCUUCUGUCAUUCUGUCGUUGGAAAAACUAACGAAACUGAAAUGCGAAAAGAAACAUAUGUAGAAGAAUAUAAAAUAGCAAUUAUACAAUUAUGAAAUUCGCAAUAAUUUCCAAGUUUUUGUCUGUAUUUUCAUAACAUUGAAUACCACGAGAUAAAGCAUUUUAUUUAACUUCAGACAGGCUACCUUCUACGUUAUGUAAAAAAUAUACUAGUAUUAUAUUACUCUUACAAGCAUAUUACACAAAUGUUAUGAUAAUUUAAAUAUUAAGGAGGAGUCAAAAAAGGAAGAGCACACGAGUUAAUACUCGUCAAUAACUUAGUUCUAUUUCUUUCGAUCUUCUUUUCUUUUUGUAGAGACUCUUUCUAUUAGCAUUUUGUCGUGUUUUUAUCGAAGUAUCUCUGCCCUUAAUUUUAUGACUGAACAUUGUCCAUUACCUCAUUUUACAUAAAGUUACUGACAUGAUAUUGUAACAAUAUCAGGAAAUCGUCCGUCUAGAAAUGGAUUGCCUAAAAAAUCCAUCAAAUUAUUUUUUCGAAUGUAAUGGUGCUAAGUGUUUGAAGCUAAAGUUAUUUAUGAGAGUUAACGUUAUCUAAGAAAAAAAAACGAAGAAAAAUUAGGUGCUUAUAUAUUUUCUUGCAUCCAUGAUUCGCAGGAAAUUAGUGAAAGCUAGACUAGGAUAUUGAUUUUUGGAUAAUACAGCUCGAUUGAAAAAAAAAGAACGAAAAGAAAAGAAAAACGUUUAAAUGCGGAUAUUUUGUGCCCCCCACCCCCCCAUAUAAGAUGCAAUAACUAAGUACAACUCAAGAUGGAUCAACUAGAUGCUUGACAAAUCAAAAUCCUUUUGUAAAAAAAUAUGUAUAGCCAGUCAGCUUUACGAAAAGAAUUUUCAUUAACAACUAGACUACGUUGUAACAUUAAAAUUUAUGCCUGGUUCGAACGAAGGAAUUCCGUCGCUCAUAUAAUCUUUCAUUCAACAAGGUUAAUAGUAAUUCGCCACGCGAUUCGACAACUUUUCAGACGUUGAUAAGUCAAGGAAAUACUGUGCUCAAAUAUUCGCAGCAUUUCUUACUGUACACUUGUAUAAUGCUAUAUUUAUUAUUGCUCCAUUACAUCUUUAUAAAUUGUGAAUUUAAAUACGAAUGUUAUGUUUAUUUCGGUAGCAACUGCAUGCGUAACGCGAGAGGAAGGGACAAAUUACGUUAGCGAUACAAAAACACUGAUACUGAUAGACUUCAAUUGCAUGUGUCUCAUUGCGACAGGAAAUAUCCCGAGGCUCUUUGCGGGAAGAGUAUACACGCUAAAAUGCAUCGUGUUUCUAGCGUCAAAUUAAAUUUACUAUUUACCAAAUUAAUUUUUGGGUCUCUAUUUCGUACGUAAUCGGCACGCAGUGACGGAUAAAAGAAAUUUACACGAAUCUCAAGUAGCGCCCCGCACAGCACACGAUUUUCCCUUCGUCUCAGUACUGCGUAACGGAAUCGCUUAGUUCGAACUGCCGUUUAUCCCGACGUGUAUUUAAAAAAGUGAAGGAAAACAAGAAAAAAAAAGCAGGUGUGUUCCUGACCAAUCAGCGUGGUUACAUUCUAUUAUCGACACGGCAAUCUUGACGACGGGAUUCAGGACUGCAUUUGAACAUUCCUACGCUCUGUAGAGUCUAGACGAGAGAUAGAUACAUUCCAACAUUACGCACUAAGAUAGGCCGUACUUUACGUCGUUACCAUUAGCACGCAUGUUUACAGAAUAAGUGUAUCUCUCAUUGUAGAUUGUAAGGGUAUAAUUUAAGGAGCAUCUUUUCUUUUGUAUCUGCCGCAAGAAGCGCGCGGCUAAAGUUUCACUUGAUCUUGCGGAGUGGCAGAAAGUACGCCCUCGGUGGGGUCUGUCGCGCGAUACAUUUCCACCUGGGCGAACUCUCGUUUAAUCGUAAGGCAAUUCUCGAACUAUACCUUGUGCUUACGUGUCUCUUGGUUUUUCUUCUUCGCAUGUUUGUAACGUAGAUAUAUCUAGAGAAUGCGUAUGUAAAACCUAUGGAUCGUCUUUAAGGGACGCCGCCGAGAAUGUAAACUGUCUCGCAACGCUUUUGAAUGUAUUUACUCAUACCCGGGGAUGAACGAUAUCUUCUUUUUUAUAUGAUUGUUUGACGCAGCUUUUGUGAAAGGAACAUAUCCGACGCAGAUUGUACGUUAAAUCAAGUAACAAUUUUAUUGUGGAAAAAUGUAUGUACAUAUACGACACAGUAGUGUUUCAAUGCACAAAUUUCAUGGAGAGGCAAGCUCGAUAGUUUCAGGAUAGAUAGCCCAUAGUCCAUAGCUAUUCAUAAUUCACAGUUUGAAAUUUUACGAGGUAUUGACAGCAACCUGCUUUACGAUACUUUUUUACACGGUCGCAGAUAAUUAUUUUGUAACCACGUUGAAACAUUGGUAGCUAUACCGUGCCUUUUAGUGUGUAUGAAAUAAUUAUAAAGAAUGCAAAUAAUAAUAAAAAAAAGGUACUGUGGAAUUGUGGGUUUUAUGAAACACCUAUGUUACUUAUUUAUGAUUUUCAAGUAUAAUGUAACGAUAUGUAUUCGUGUAUGUUAUUUAUUUUAUAAAGAUUUUUCUCUUUUGCA